AUAGGAAAACCUAUGACAUAACUUUUGCGGGCUCAACAAGUCGCGUUACAAAUGCUGGAUGCCGAUCAAGUUGUACUUCUUCUGAUAGAACGAGUGCUUGUAGAAACAAAAGAAACUGUCAGAUGACAUGCUGUAAUACUUCCUCGUGCAACAGCGACUCAAGUGGUGGAAGCUCAUCCAAUCCCAGUUGCUACACUUGUGUGUCGACUUCAUCGUACCAAGACUGCGAAAACAAAGCCAUUUUAACUAGAUGCAGUUCUACCACUUCCUAUUGUUAUAAAAUGGACUACAAGUUGUCCUCGUCAAGUGACAGAGAAGGCAGUAUUUACAAGAAAGGCUGCAUAGCUGAUGCAAGUUCCUGCAGCCAAUUGCGAUCCAACUACCUCAGCAGCAUCUUGAUAGAUGAAUGCAAUGUAUACUGCUGUACUGGUUCGGGCUGCAAUGCAGGCUCAGUUCAACAGUUCAGCGUUGUGAUACUUAUGACAUGCGCUGUUGUAUUUUUCAUUUCUCAAAAUUUGUUUUUCUUGCCAUUAGAUACCCAGCUGUGA
Messenger RNA from Actinia tenebrosa (Australian red waratah sea anemone), 548 nucleotides. Its product is annotated as urokinase plasminogen activator surface receptor-like. Lineage: Eukaryota; Metazoa; Cnidaria; Anthozoa; Actiniaria; Actiniidae. The record is from RefSeq and is a predicted model, not a curated record.